CUCACACCCUCUCAAAUACACCCCCACUACAAAAACAUAGUCUAAAGGCUUACUAUGGCGCGUGGUAAGCAGACCGCGCGAUAUCAGGUGGGAAGGCUCCCUAAUAAGCCCGCUUGUACGCCGCGUCCGCAUAUCCAACCGACGCGUUCCACUCUAGUCGCCGGCACUCGACGCAACCCUGAACGUGAAGCCCGCGCGGACAUGAGUUUCUUGUUCGACAGUGAGGAUGAUAUCGCUGCCAUUGACAACGAGCGCCCGAAGAAGAAGCGCCGUGUCGCCUGGAAGCCCAAGGGCAAGUUCCGCUUCCUUGACCUACCUGCUGAGCUCCGGAAUUCGAUCUACGAGCUCCUCCUAGUCAACCAACGCGACGAUUCCCCCUUCCACGCCCUACGGCUUUUCAUCAACCAGGAAGCCCGUGACUUCCGGAAGACCCGCCGCGAACGCGAGUCAAUCAAACGUAUCCACAUGGGAGGCACAGCCAUCAUCCCGAAGCCUGUCAAGGUCAAACCGCUGGCGUAUACCGCCAUUCUGGCGACGAAUAAGCAGAUCAAUAGGGAGGCGAAGCAUGUCCUCUACUCCCGGAAUAUCUACGCCCUUACGCUCUCUCGCCACAACUGGGACCACAUCCACCAACCCACCAACAUCAUCAAGCCUUCUGGCUGGGACUUCUCCGCCAUGACCAAUUUGCAUCUUGAGCUUGUCCUAUCCACUACCUUCGAUGUCGACACGUUGGUGGAUUGGAUGGCGCUCUUUAGCGAGAUGGCUUCGCUUAACCAACUCACCAUCUCUCUCACCCGCGGCCCGAAUCACUAUGUUAACGAGGAUGCCAUGCAGAAGUGGGAGGACGUUCACUGGAUGUUCAAAGCCUUUCUGCGCAGCUUUGUGCAGGCAAUCCCGAAGAACGCGACGGUAGUGUGGGAUCAUAGUGAGCCGGCUGUUGGUGAGGGACGGCUCCGGGGGCAGGGGCAUAGGCGCGUGAAGCCGAGUGUCGUGAAGGGAAUGUGGGCGGAGAUGAAACAGCUCCAGGGCUUGGAGCAUGAGCUUCCGGAGGCGGUUGAAGAAGAUACUAGUGAGGACACUGCGAGGGACAAUGAGGUGGGAGCUUGAGGGGAAAGUCGGUGUUCGGAUACACACGAUGGGGCUAUGAUUUGCGCGGACUUUACCCCCGUUGCACUCUGUUUCCUCCUUCUGUUACCCCUUCCUGUAUCGACCUUCUCUCCUGUUCCCCUGCGUGUCACUUCUACAGUAUGUUUUCCUUUCUGUUCUAUGCUUUGUUACUUUCCUGUUCGAUUUUCCUCUCUUUCAUCACAGAGCGGUCCCACCGACUGCUAUAAUGGAGCCUUUGUAGGUCGAUGAUGGGGUAGAUUAGGUAAGGUUGUGGGUACUUCUAUCAUAGCGAGCGUGCCAACAUUAGGUUGAGCUUUUGUAGCUAUUAGACCAACUGGAU
This is a messenger RNA of Mytilinidion resinicola, 1447 nucleotides long. RefSeq lists its product as uncharacterized. The record is from RefSeq and is a predicted model, not a curated record. NCBI's taxonomy places the organism in Eukaryota, Fungi, Ascomycota, Dothideomycetes, Mytilinidiales, Mytilinidiaceae. The transcript is spliced from 3 exons. The coding region runs from base 55 to 1107 and encodes 350 amino acids.